Messenger RNA from Tinamus guttatus (white-throated tinamou), 910 nucleotides. It is a transcript of the gene FAM221A, whose product is annotated as family with sequence similarity 221 member A. The record is from RefSeq and is a predicted model, not a curated record. NCBI's taxonomy places the organism in Eukaryota, Metazoa, Chordata, Aves, Tinamiformes, Tinamidae.
AUGGAGGCAAGAAUUGUAGGUGAUGAUGAUGGAGGAAAGCUCUUUACCCCUGAGGAAUAUGAAGAAUAUAAAAGAAAAGUAUUACCAAUUCGGUUAAAGAACAGGUUGUAUGUGAGCUGGAGAUCACCGACCGGCAUGGACUGCAAACUCGUGGGGCCAGAGACACAGUGCUUUUGUACUCAUCGAUAUAAACAACACAAAACUGACUAUGAAGAGAUUCCAAAUGAUCGUCCUAUUCGCGUGCCCUGUAGAGUAAGCGGCUGUCAGUGCCAGUCCUAUCACUAUGUUCCUCUGAACGGCACGCAGCCCAUUCGGUGUCGAUGCAAACAUUUUGCUGAUCAGCACAGUGCAGCCCCUGGAUUUUCAUGUAACUCUUGUUCCAAGUGCUCAGGAUUCCACAGUUGCUUUACCUGUGGAUGUGGUCAGCCAACAUAUGCUCAUGAAACUGUAGUGGAAACCAAAGCAGAGCGGUUAGCCCAAGGACGGCCUGUGGGGCAGGAUGUACCUUACGCUGCUAUGGGAGGCUUGACUGGUUUCAGUUCACUAGCAGAAGGCUACAUGAGACUUGAUGACAGUGGAAUAGGGGCUCCUUCCACUGAAUUUUUAGAAUCUCCUUCUACCAACAUGGAUCAUCCAUUUCUAAAAGCAUUUCAAGGACCUUCUACUUCUGCUCAAACCAGCUCAGCAAUAGCAGGUGUUUCUAAUGCUACAAUGCAGGUUUCUCAUGAAAGGCGUUCAGAAGAAGAUGACAUGGCUUAUUUUGAAAGACGUUAUCAGGAAAGGCUGAAACAAGAGAAGGCUGCUAAACGGAAAGAGAAAAGUCCAGCGCAACCAAAGAAGCCAGGAAAGUAAUGAAAAGGUUAUUUUACAGCACAGUACUAUUUAUCAUUAUAUUGAAGUGUAUUUCUCA